Molecule: messenger RNA, 1881 nt
Organism: Encephalitozoon intestinalis ATCC 50506
Lineage: Eukaryota; Fungi; Microsporidia; Unikaryonidae
Exons: 1
Coding region: 1-1881 (626 amino acids)
Source: RefSeq, a predicted model, not a curated record
AUGAAAAGCGUCCAUGUAAGCCAGUUGAGAGCUGGGUCAUUCAAUCUGACAAGUCUUGUUGAGGAAUCUGUUGAUAUCAAAGAAGACAAUGUUUUUCAGACACAUACCAAUCUUGUAGAGCUUGUUGGAGACCUUGAGAACAUAAGAGAGGGUUUGUUUUUCAAGAGGGAAAAGCUCAACACAAAGCUUCGUACCGUCCAGGAGGGACUGAAGCUUGACAAGAUUGACGAUCUGAGCAAAGAGAUAGGCCAGAUAGUUCUGGAGCCGCUUGGGCCGUCAAGAGACGUGCUAGAAAAAAACAAGAAGAUCAACCAUCUCAAAAGAAUGGAAAAAGCCGUAAAGUAUCUGAUGGAGGUUGAGAAGGGGAAUUUCAAUGUGAUUGACAGUCUUAUCUCAAGUGAUAGCGAGGAGGACUGGAGAUUUCUAUGUUUUCUUUUGUAUAGCAUCUCAAAGGUGACCGAAGACUGCGAGAAGCUCCGAGAAUACAAUAAGGCAAUGGAAGACAAGAUGCUUGAUGUGUUUGAAAUAGGAAAUAAGCAGAACAACAAGACAAUGAUGAGGUCCGCAUAUAACUCAUUACUUGAAAUGGGAAAGGAAAGUUUUCUCGUUCAUUCCUACAUAUAUUCCUUGGACCUGUUUAAGGAGCCGGUUAGAAUGGAGAACAAGGAAGAAAAGAUCAUAGACCUUGACUUCCACGCAGUUGAGCAUAGCACGUUUGUGGAGUUGAUAAGCAAGAUUAGAGAUGCAUAUGACGACAAGUUCAGGGAUCUUGGGGAUAUCUUUGUAAAUACAAAGGAUGUAUAUAAGAUGAUACACAAGAAGGUAUAUGACGACAUUAUUUCUACAGCAUUGGGCGACUAUCUCAAGGGAACAAGUCCCUGCACGUUUCUUCUAGGGCUUGAAAGUUGCCACCGGAAUCUUCAGAUUCUCGGAUCGUUCAUCGAGACAAUAGACCCAGAUUUCGAUGAAUCUCAUGCCACCGAAGAUCUUAUUUCGCAGUAUACCAGAAUUGCUGUUGAUAAGGAGAAAGCCUUUUUCGACCAGAUCUAUGAAAUUCUUGUUCUUCGGAAGCCUUGCAACACCAAGUACAUCAUUCUUGGAGAGGAAGUUGGGAACGAUUCCAGUAACAUCUUCAUGUAUAAGCAGCUCCUUAACACCAUAAACUUUGCCCUGGAGAGAUGUAACAAGUUCUACAACGAGGAAGAGGAAGAUGAGCUUAUAGACUUUUUCUCCUGGAAGAUUAAUGGAUUUGUUACUAGCGUUUAUGAUUCGAUGCAAAGCAAGUUUGAAGUGAUAAAGUUGCUUCAAUUCAUUUACUUGGUGACAAGGAAAUACUUUGGAGAUAAAUUCCAGAAGCUUGGGGUCUUCAGAAAUAAGAUCAAUAAGAAGCUCAAGGAUGCAUUUGAGGAUCAAAUAGAAACAUGUGCCAUGAGAAUCGGAGUCCGAGUCAAACAGGAGAAUUUUGUGAAUCUGGAGGGAUGUGAAAGAGUUCUGGAAGUUAUAGAGAAGGAAAUUAGUGAGGCAUCUGAAAUGUCGAUAAGAGGAGAAAACUCCAAGAUCCUGAUAAACAGAAUUCUUUGUGAUCUCUAUUCUGCUUUAUACAGUAGAAUAUUGCACCUUACAUUUGAUGAGCAACAGUCAAGAAACAUGGUAGAGUAUGUUUCUAGGGUCCUGGAAUUUGCCAAGAACUUUGGGAGCGCAGAGGCGGUCCAGAAGCUUACUCACCUCCUGAAUCUGGGCCUUUUGAUAUCGAUUUCAGAAGGAGAUUUUGAGUCGUUCUAUGCCUCUCUAGCGGGAAAAGUAUCGGACGACGAAAUCUUAAAGGCAAUACACUGCAGGAAAGAUGGGGAGAAGAUGCAACAAAGAAUAUUUGUUCCAUAA